AUGGCUCGCGGUACAUUGAGUGAAAAGGAGCGUCAUUGCUUGGAGGCAAGCGCGAAAAGUCAGGCGGAACGAUUGCAAGAAUCGGAUAAAACGAUCAGCGACAACAAAACUAACGGACUCAGGGUGCGGUUCUUGGACGAGGAGGGAAAGACGGAGAGGAUGGUCAGCGCUGACGAAGUGGACUGUGCGGUGUCACGAGUCAAGAAAAUACACAUACUCAAAAACAGGAGCUCCAGUGAAACUAGCAUUCUCCUUAGGAACCCCUCCCUCAUCAAGAGGAGACUGGGUUGCGAGCGUCGGUACAGCGACGGACAGUGUGAUACGUUGAACAAUAACUCUAUCAGUGAAAACCUCAACACGAACAUAAAAGAUGACGUCGGGGACGCUCCUCCGAAGACAGAAGAAGUCGACAACACCAAAGACAGCCAGAACUUUAAGAAGAACUGCAACGUGUACAGUGUGAACCAGGCGAAGACGUUGACGGCCGAAAGGAAAAAGUCCAACCCUAGGACGAUACCUAAACUAAUCGCCCAUAAAGAGAAUGCGCAAGGAAAGUCUAUUCUGCCGGCCGAGGUGUGUCUGGCCGACGGGCUCUCGGGGAAGGACUUCACGACUCGUGCUAUAGGGCGGCUGUCUCGAGGACUGGGCCGUCUGCUGCGCCGCACGAACAGCGUCCGCAUCAGUGAGCCUGAUCCCGUCUACAAAGUGGCAUACCUCGGAAACGUACUCACCGGCUGGGCGAGAGGUGAAAGCUGCAUCGAGAAGCCACUCGCUACGUUAUGGCGUAACUACCAACAGUCGACCAAACCUGAUGUGGUGAUGAAGUUAUCCGUCACCAAUUCCGGUCUCAAGGGAUUCACCAAAGAACACGGACUCACAGAGUACUGGUCCCACCGCAUCACGUACUGCGCGAGUCCACCACACUACCCUAAAUUAUUCUGCUGGGUUUAUAGACACGAGGGAAAGAAAUUGAAACACGAACUUCGCUGCCACGCUGUUCUCUGCGCCAAAGAAUCUGUGUCAAAGAAAAUAACAGAAGAACUACAAGUCAAACUGAAACAAGCUUUAGUUGAAUUCAAGAAAGAUAGAAUAUCUAAACAGAAUGCAAGGCUCAGUCUCGCGAAUAGUGUUUAUGACAACCCGAGCAUGCCUCGCAGAAAAAUACUUCUGAGCGUAGGUGCUUUAAACUAUAAGCCACCUUUGGAGCGAUCCAAGUCAGCCCCUAAACUUGGUGCUAUCGAGGAACUCUGUUCAGAGGAAGACGAAGAGGAAGCCGAGAUGAAUGAAAGGAAAGAAAAGUUGACACAAGUUUCAUACACGUCUGCAUCUGCGACUCUGGAUCGGCGGCGAGCAGAGAUGAUGUCUUCACGUAAACUGUCUUGCCCCGAAGGUGUUAUGGAACGAAUAAAAUUAGCUACCGUAGAGUGCAAGGAUAAUGUUUCAGAAACAUUAACGAAUAUUGAGACUUUUGAAACAGAAAUUCAUCAUGAACAUACUAGUCACAACGAUAAUGAGAACCUUCAGAGGACUUUAGAAACGAUACGCGCAGACAUGAAGGCCAUAGAGGUUCACAGUAACCCACUGCUAUCUCAAAGUAACUUCCUCGUCACGGACAGCGACGAUGGAUCUGUUUCUUCGGGGUGCGAAACAGCGAGCACGGUUACCUCAUCGGACGCGGAACCAUCGUCUCUUCCAUCACAAUAUUCAUCAGAGGAAGUUCCAAAGGAGUUAGACAUCGAGGAAGAGAGGGAGUCGGUGUUCGACAGACACUUCGAGAGUGCUUCGAUGAGGAAUAGAAACUGUUUGACGAUGGGCGGCGACGGAAACGAUUCAAGCACGAUCAGUUCCGACGAAGUCAGCCACGUACCGAUGGGAGAAAGGAAUACCUUCCGACGGAGAUCCACAUACCCUCCGCUGAGGUCUGACUCCAGCCUCCUCGACGACAUACAGGACAAGUUCGAUACCUUGAUCGACAACCUGACAGAUACGGAGAGUCUGAACUAUACUGGGGAGACGGAAGUGUUCAAGAGUCACGGAGACAACGACAGCGCCUGCAGCGAUGAGUCAGGAUACUCGGAGCUGCUGGACGUGAAGGAGAGCGUCAUAGGGAACACUAUCAUGGUGUAG
This is a messenger RNA of Danaus chrysippus (African queen), 2127 nucleotides long. The record is from the annotation of a GenBank genome assembly. NCBI's taxonomy places the organism in Eukaryota, Metazoa, Arthropoda, Insecta, Lepidoptera, Nymphalidae.